AUGGACCCACACCCAGGAGUUCCAUCAAGGUCGUGGACCCACACCCAGGAGGCCAAUCAAGGUUGUGGACCUACACCCAGGACCCUCAUCAAGGCCCAUGGACCCACACCCAGGAGUCCCAUCAAGGUCAUGGACCCACACCCAGGAGGCCAAUCAAGGUCAAGGCCAUGGACCCACACCCAGGACCCUCAUAAAGGCCCAUGGACCCACACCCAGGAGUUCCAUCAAGGUCGUGGACCCACACCCAGGAGGCCAAUCAAGGUUGUGGACCUACACCCAGGACCCUCAUCAAGGCCCAUGGACCCACACCCAGGAGUCCCAUCAAGGUCAUGGACCCACACCCAGGAGGCCAAUCAAGGUUGUGGACCCACACCCAGGACCCUCAUCAAGGCCCAUAGACCCACACCCAGGACCCUCAUCAAGGCCAUGGACCCACACCCAGUACCCUCAUCAAGGCCGUGGACCCACACCCAGGACCCUCAUCAAGGCCGUGGACCCACACCCAGGACCCUCAUCAAGGCCCAUGGACCCACACCCAGGACUCCCAUCAAGGCCGUGGACCCACACCCAGGACUCCCAUCAAGGUUGUGGACCCACACCCAGGACCCUCAUCAAGGCCGUGGACCCACACCCAGGACUCCCAUCAAGGUUGUGGACCCACACCCAGGACCCUCAUCAAGGCCCAUGGACCCACACCCAGGAGGCCAAUCAAGGUUGUGGACCUACACCCAGGAGGCCCCUCAAGGCCAUGGGCCCACACCCAGGAGUCCCAUCAAGGUCAUGUACUUAUACCCAGGAGUCCCAUCAAGAUCCUGGGCCCACACCCAGGAGUUCCAUCAAGGCCAUGUACCCAUAUCCAUGAUUUUUAUCCCAUUUGGACUUUUCGCCAUUACAGUAGGGACCCAGAAGUUGUGUGGAUGA
Messenger RNA from Nannospalax galili (Upper Galilee mountains blind mole rat), 921 nucleotides. Its product is annotated as extensin-like. The coding region runs from base 1 to 921 and encodes 306 amino acids. Lineage: Eukaryota; Metazoa; Chordata; Mammalia; Rodentia; Spalacidae. The transcript has a single exon. The record is from RefSeq and is a predicted model, not a curated record.